AUGCAACGAGACGAAGUGCUGGGUCAGGCAAAAGAUCGUAUCGAAGAGCUGGAAACGGCGAUCCAUAACUGCGAACAAUUCGAUAGCUCACUGGCCGAAUGUCAGGCCUGGUGUAAUCACGUACAGCUGAUUCUGUCUUGCAGAGCAGCUAACGAUGUAUCAGCGCUGGAUGUGCCACACGAGUAUAAAGUAAGUCUUCAGAUUUUGGAGGAUUUGUAA
Gongylonema pulchrum is the source of this 219-nucleotide messenger RNA. The record is from the annotation of a GenBank genome assembly. NCBI's taxonomy places the organism in Eukaryota, Metazoa, Nematoda, Chromadorea, Rhabditida, Gongylonematidae.